Molecule: messenger RNA, 2991 nt
Organism: Epithele typhae
Lineage: Eukaryota; Fungi; Basidiomycota; Agaricomycetes; Polyporales; Epitheliaceae
Product: ARM repeat-containing protein
Exons: 22
Coding region: 1-2991 (996 amino acids)
Biological process (GO): protein import into nucleus
Cellular component (GO): nuclear envelope; cytosol
Molecular function (GO): small GTPase binding
Source: RefSeq, a predicted model, not a curated record
AUGAGCCACAAGCUCUCCAGCCAGGCUCAGCCACAGCAAGUCUCUCCAGAGGAGCUCUAUAACGUUGUCUGCGGUGCCGCAUCACAGAAUCCUGCCCAGGUGCAAGCAUCCACGACCAUUCCCGGGGCAUAUGAUAUCCUGCAUGAGAUUGCUGCUCAGAGGACCGUCCCCUUGCAGGUGAGGCAGCAGGCCAUCAUCCAAUUCAAGAAUGCCGCGACCGGACACUGGCGAUCUCGAAAGCUCUUCCCUCCUGAGAGCAAGCAGCGCAUCAGGGAUCGCUGCUUGACUUUUCUUGAUGAGCAAGACGAUAUUGUGGCACAAUGCAAUGCCUUGAUCGUCGCGAAGAUCGCAAGGCAGGAUUACCCAGUAGCAUGGCCGACGUUACUUUCGCACUUGGGGAACGCGAUCAGCACUUCGCUUGAAGGUCGAGCCAGUAACACGGUACCGAACGCAACUAUUGUGUUACGACGCUGUCUUCAGCUCCUCAACGCGAUACUCAAGGAGUAUGCAGCAUUCAAGAUGCUCACCGGAGUGAAAACAAUGGGCAAGAUGAUCGAGGACAUCUGGGCACCAAUGCAGGCCCAUUACGCUCGCUUAGCGGUCGCGCUACCCACCAUAUCUCCUGUCACCCUCAACCAACCUAGCGUCGCAGAAGAUAUAUUGCUGGCCCACCUUGUGUUCAAGUGUCUGGUAAAGAUGGCUUUCUGGGCGUAUCAUCGGUUUACCUGCAGUAACGACUAUCAUGAAUUCGAGCCAUGGGUCCAGGAGUUUUUUCAGAGCUCUGCAGUGCAACUGCAAAGGCUUUCGGAGAUGCGGAUCAGCCUCCGCGUCUUAGACUUGCUCACUCGGCAUGUACGAGUGUUUGGGAAGCUGUUCCGAAGAAUGCAACGCGAUCGCCCCACCUACUUUGUCACUCUUCCUACCGCGGGAAACCUCGUUCUCUAUUACUGGAGCAAAGUCGUGCAGGCCACUUCCGGUCCCUCAGAGCAAAUCGCAGACUCCUCUCUUGUAGUCUUCCCUGUCCGAUUCAUUGUCCAGGGUAUGGCACUGUUCAAGGAUAGCCUGGCUCAAUGGGCUCCCACCAGGAAAGAUGGAUCUCCGAACGAAAAAGUGCUCUCAAAAGACUUCGUCGAAGACGCCGUCAAGAUCCUUGUGACGAGAUUCAUCCCGUUGAACCCCUCCGACCUCGAUAACUGGAUGGCAGACCCGGAAGAAUGGGUGAACACUGAAGAAAAAGAGAACGACCAAUGGGAGUUCGAGCUACGGCCAUGUGGAGAGAGAGUGCUCAUGACUCUUGCGACUCAAUAUCCGCAAUUCGUCCGUCCAUUGAUCGAGACCACUUUCCACAAUCUCGUCAAUCAGCGCUCUGCGGAGCUGUCCGUCGUUAUUCAAAAGGAGGCACUAUAUUGUGCGGUUGGUCGAUGUGCAAUCCGGCUGAAGGACGCUAUCCCAUUCCAGCAGUGGCUAGAAAAUUCGCUAGUUUCAGAAGCUCAAGAAACAAAUCAGAACUACCCCAUCGUCAAGCGUCGCAUCGCAUGGCUAUUGGGCAAGCUGGUUUCCGAUGAGUGUUUGGUGGCCAACAAUGAGAAGUUGUGGCAAGUUCUUGUGCAUCUCUUGCAAGAUCAAGGGCCCGGCACGGACGCAGUCGUCCGUCUGACGGCUGCCAUCGCGAUCCGGGAAUGCGUUGAUAGCCUCAACUUCGACGCCGACUCUUUUGCACCAUUCCUACAGCCAGUUGUGGCUUCGCUCGUUCGACUCACUGCCGAAGCAGACACCCUUGAGGCCAAGAGGCGGAUCACUGACAGUCUCAAUACUGUAAUUGAACGUGCAGAAGCUCGCAUUGUGCCACUCAUGGACAUGGUGGCACAACCAAUCCCUCAGCUCUGGGCGUCGGCAGAGGAAGAUUGGCUCUUCAAAGCCUGCCUUCUCGGGACAAUCACCAAACUGGUUGAGGCCACCAAGGUGCAUUCCAGUCGACUGACCAUGUUAAUUGUGCCGCUCGUUCGCGAAUCCCUCGCCCCUCCUGCAGCAUUGCAGCUUGAUGAAGACGCAUUCGCGCUAUGGCUCAGUGCCCUCCGGAAUGUCUCGAGCAUUCAGAGCACCGACGGAGGGCCUGGUCUGAUUGAUCUCGUGCCUCUGAUCCUCGAACACCUAGCGAAAAACCUCGACCUGCUGGGCACUGUUGUCCAGGUGUUCGAGUCUUACAUUUUCCUUGGAGCCACCCAAAUCCUCCAGCUCGCCGCCGUCGACCUUUUCCGCGCGUGUAAUGCGACUCUUAAUAUGGCGACAAGUUCCGCCAACGCGAAGCAGGUGACAGUAGCCUUGUGCUCCCUAUUGCAGCUUGCUCCGUCGGGAAUGUGGGGAGAAGCGAUACAUGUCUCUGGGCUUUUCACCACGAUCGUCAAGGGCUUCGAAGAAGAGAAGCUGGAGACGACAAUUCUGACGGAAUACGUCUUCAUCCUUGCGCGUAUUGCCGUUGCCGACAGGCAGCUCUUCCUUCAACUCGUAUCAGCCAUGGCGGCUUCUGAGUCCGUCACCGAGUCCGUGGUGUGGGAGCCGAUCCUAAAUCAAUGGUGGCAGAGGUUCGACAACAUGUCGGAACCCAGACAUCGCAAGCUGACGGCGAUGGGCAUCGCGAACCUGGUGGCUACUGCCACGGAGAUCUGCAACUUAUGGAUUGACGUCUUCGGCGAGAUAAAGGAAGCUGAGGACAGCCGCAAGGCCGAUGACGGGCUCACUCUGUAUUGGGACCGGCCCUUCGAGGAGGGCUACACAGAGUCGGAAGGCACGCUGGAGUACGAGCGCCGGAAGACACUCUUCGAGAACGACGUGGUCCGAACGACGCCUCUGACUGCUUACAUCGGUGCACGGCUCCAAGAGGCGGAGGCUGCUUGUGGGGGCGCGGCUGAGCUGCAAGCACGUUACCUGGCGAAAGCGGAGCCCCUCUUGCUGAAGCAGAUCACGGAUGCUCUGAUGGGAAACCUCCCGUGA